AUGUUGUUACAUCUGUCUCUACUUACCUCAGCUCAGACGAGUCACCAGGCGUGCUCUUCGAUUCAACAAGACAAGCGAUUUAUUUCAGCGAAUGUUGGAGAAAGCGUCAUUCUGCAAUGUUUUCACGAUCCCGAUGCUGCUGCGAGGUUUCACUGGUACAAAGUAGCUUUGGAUCAGAAACCACAACUUAUUUCUACUGUCUACAAGUACAACUCAAAUGGAACUUUUUACAAUGAAUUCAAAAACAAUCCGCGCUUCACACUAGACAGCAAAACACAUCGUAAUUACUUGAAGAUCACAAAUUUACGCACCUCAGAUUCUGCAACUUAUUACUGCAUUACUAGGACGACAUAUAAGAUUGAGUUUGAUAGGGGUACCAUCAUCUAUGUCAAAGGAUCAGAAUUAAACAUCCAGACUGUGGUCCAACUAUCAGAAACUGAGACCAUCCAGCCAGGAGGCUCUGUGACUCUUAACUGUACAGUACAAAAUGGGAGCUUUGAUGGAGAAGAAAGAGUUUACUGGUUCAAAAGCUCUGAGGAACAUUAUCCAGGACUUAUGUAUACUCAUGGAGGGAGUAAUGAUCAAUGUGAGCGGAAGCCUGGGGAACAAAGAAACAACUGUGUGUACAACCUGCCCUUGAAGAACCUGAAUUCUUCCCAUGCUGGGACCUACUACUGUGCUGUUGCCUCAUGUGGACACAUACUGUUUGGAAAUGGGAUGAAGUUGGAUGUGGAGGCCAAGGUAGACUCUGUGUAUCUCCUGCGAGGAGCUUUGGUAUUCACCACAUUUCUAAGUGUUUUACAGGCUUUCUUAUUGUUUGUGAUCUACAAGAGAAAUCACUCCAAACAUUCAGAGUCUUCCAGAAGAUCUACUCCCUCCACAGCAACUGGAGAGGAUAAUCAAAAUGAGGAAAACCUUCAUUAUGCAGCUUUCAGGACCAGAAGAUUAAUGGAUCAGAGGUUUAAUAAAUCAGCGAACCAGAGAAAUGAAAACACUGACUGUGUCUACUCCUCUGUGAAGUUUUAG
Molecule: messenger RNA, 1026 nt
Organism: Fundulus heteroclitus (mummichog)
Lineage: Eukaryota; Metazoa; Chordata; Actinopteri; Cyprinodontiformes; Fundulidae
Exons: 4
Coding region: 1-1026 (341 amino acids)
Biological process (GO): response to bacterium
Source: RefSeq, a predicted model, not a curated record